ACUCCAAUCUCUGCUCCUUUAUUAAUACUGUAAACCGCCCCAUUCUUGGUAAGAUCGAAUUCAAUAAAACACACAAGCUAAGUACGACUACUUAAAUAAAUGGUGCUCUCCGCCGCCGUCACCGUAGUACUACUACUGCUGCUGCCUCUCAUCACCUUGAUGACUGGCGCUGCAGCCAAAGUCCCGGCGGUGAUAGUGUUCGGCGACUCCUCCGUGGACACCGGCAACAACAACCGCAUCUCCACGCUCCUCAAGAGCAACUUCGAGCCCUACGGCCGCGACUUCAUCGGCAAGCGCCCCACCGGGAGGUUCUCCAACGGUCGGGUCCCGUCGGACUUGAUAUCCGAGGGUCUCGGCCUCCGCCCUUUCGUCCCAGCCUACCUCGACCCCGCUUACAAUAUUUCCGACUUCGCAGCUGGCGUCUGCUUUGCCUCCGCCGGCACUGGCUAUGACAAUGCUACCUCCGCCGUCCUAAACGUGAUACCAUUGUGGAAGGAAGUGGAGAACUACAAAGAGUAUCAGAAGAAAUUGCGGGCAUAUGCGGGAGGGAGAAGGGCGAGGUACGUGAUCCAGGAGUCGCUGUAUGUGGUGAGCAUGGGAACCAACGACUUCCUGGAGAACUACUACAUGCCCGGGAGCCGGAGGGGGAAGCAGUUCACGGUGGAGCAGUUCCAGGGCUUCAUCCUCGGGAUCGCCGAGAAGUUCGUGAGGGAAAUCUAUGGGCUGGGAGCGAGGAAGAUAGCCCUGGGAGGGCUCCCUCCCAUGGGCUGUCUCCCCCUGGAGCGAACCACCAGUUUCCUGGGCGGCUUUGGCAAUGUCUGCAACCAAAAGUACAACACCCUGGCUGCGCGUUUCAACACCCUUUUGAAUGUCAUGAUGAGUAAGCUCAACCGGGAGCUUCCCGGACUCCGCCUUGUUUACUCCGACGCCUACACCGUUUUGCUUCAGAUCAUCACAAAACCUUCCUCAUAUGGGUUUGACGUGGCAUCAGUCGCUUGUUGCGGCACAGGGCUUUUCGAGAUGAGCUACCUGUGUGACCGGAUGAACCCGUUCACAUGUACGGAUGCGAAUAAGUACGUCUUCUGGGAUUCCUUCCAUCUCACCGAGAAAACCAACCGGAUCAUUGUUGACUACCUGAUGAAAAACACCCUGCGCCAAUUUCUCUAGUCAAUCUGCCCAGCCGUAGUAAUUAAUUAUAAAUUAUACACGUACAGAUAUUGAUUAUUUUUGUCCUUUGUUAUACGUAGUAUAAUAAUAAUACGGAGUAUAUGAUAUGCAUUACACACACCUUAAUUAAUUAUGUUGGUUGGACGUACUCCGUACUUAAAUUAUUAGGUGUUGUGCAAUUAAUUACGUCGUAAUAAUACAUGUGCGUGCUAGCGUCUAUCAUACUGGGCGUGUAUGAAAUUUC
Cuscuta epithymum is the source of this 1411-nucleotide messenger RNA. NCBI's taxonomy places the organism in Eukaryota, Viridiplantae, Streptophyta, Magnoliopsida, Solanales, Convolvulaceae. The record is from the annotation of a GenBank genome assembly.